AUUUCGGAAUGGUAGACGUUUUCGAUUGUUGAACAUGGAAAAAACGAAGAAAUGGACCAAAUGAAUAAUUAUGGAAUCUGCCCAGAACACUUCACUUAACGGCGAACGUUUAAGCAAAGAGUUCAACGAUUUACAAGAAAAAGAAAAAGAAAUAGAACAACAGCUGGAUGCCGAGAUAAACGAGAUAAAGAAUUUGAAAAAACGCUUACUCGAUUUACCUAAAAUACAUGAAAAUUUUUGUAUCCUUGAUUCAGACACUAAACAACUGUACACAGUGUUGGAUACUUCUACGAAACUUUCGGAGAAAAUUAAUUUACAAAUACAGCAGUUGGAUAUAGCCAGGUUGAGAGUAUCGGAAUGUCAAAAGCGAGUUCAAGAUUUAUUAGAUCUUCAAUUAUGCAGCGAAGGCGUACAGAAUGCAUUGAAAAACGAAAAUUACGAACAAGCGGCUGUUCACGUUCAUCGAUUCUUGGCUAUGGAUCAACAGCUGUUGAAACAAACUGCAGAUGAUAUGGCGCAAGACUGCGCCGCUGUUUCACAGUCCAUGAAAUUAUUACGAAAUGCUGCAGCCAUGUUGCAGAAUAAAAUAUCUCUUCAUUUCAAAGAAGCUAUCACCGUGAGCGAUAUCGAAUCUGUCAAAAGAUUCUUCAAGCUUUUUCCGUUGAUAAACAUGCACGAAUAUGGGUUGGAGAAUUUUGGUAUAUUUUUAAGGAAAAUGAUCAAAAACACCGUCAGUGAAAAACUAAACGAUAUAAAAAGUAGCAAUACCAAAGAUAAAAAAAAUAAUAUGAUUUUUGCCGACGCGAUUACGUUUCUUUUCGAAGAAAUGGCUCAAUUAAUUGUCGAACAUCAGCCCCUAGUGGAAACCUAUUACGGUCUGGAUGGCUUAGUCGACAUUAUGAACACUCUACAGAAAGAGUGUGACUUAUUGAGUGAUAAAAUAGUCGCCGAGUUCAAAUCCCAACGUGAUAUGAAUGUUAAAUUACACACAAUUCAUGAGAUAUCACGUUCGAGCUCAUCGAAAACCGAAUACAUCGAUCCUAAAGAUAUAGACAUGCUGUUGAAUGAGAUCACUUUGAUUCACGCUCGUUUCGGAUUAUAUUUAAAAUUCAUUCAUUCCUUAAUUACCAAACAUAUCGGGCCCGAGAAUGAAAAAUUUGAAAAAAUCAUCUACGAUUUGAAAAACGCCAAUACUAAUAACAACAUAACGAAACAAAUGCAGAUUUUAAUCGGCGAUUACCUACUUUUGGAGAGGUAUUAUAUGGAGCAAAGUAUCAAGAAAGCUAUAACGAUGGAUACUUGCGAUAACGACGCUUUAAUUUCCACCAUGGUUGAUGAUAUAUUUUUCAUCGUCAAGAAAUGUAUUAGACGAGGCUACAGCAGUGGCAAUAUUGAUGCUGUAUGUGCAAUUAUUAAUAAUACCUGUGCAAUGUUGGAAACGGACGUUUGUAACACAUUACGUCAGCAGUUAAGACAAGGGUAUUCGGUGGGUUAUUUGGAUCUUACACAAGCCUAUAACAUGAUACAAGGACGUCUUCAGCAAAUGGAUACAGAACAGAACAAAUUAUUAUUCUUGGCUUAUUUGAAUAAUUGCGACGUAUGCUGCGAAUAUACCAACAUGUUGUUAACUACGUUGACCGAUGAAUUGCAAUGUUCUACCAAAAACGAAAAAGAAAAACUGGAAAGUUGUCUAUCAGGAUUCGCAUCAGUUUCUAGUACAUUUUCUACGGUGAAAGAUUACGGAUUACAGCAGAUUAAAAGCUCUGUCGUUAAACCUAGAGUUGCUCCUUGGGUUGAUAAUUUUCUCGCUGUCAGUCAUCAGCUGAGUUUUGAAGAAUUUUCCAGUUACGAAGCAAACGAGCCGUUUAUUAGAAGUCUUAUAAUGAAUUUAGAAAUACUACUGAGUGAAUUCAAACCACGUCUGACGCCUUCUAAUUACGAUUCGUUCAUUUUAAUAAUCGCUGACGAAGUAAUGUCUCAAUUAGAAAAGGAUAUUUUGAAAACUGAUUUUAAUAGAAUGGGUGGAUUGGUUUUGGAUAAAGAAAUUAGAACACUAGUUACUUAUUUGAGUAAUGCUACAUCGUGGUCGAUCCGAGAUAAAUUCUCUCGCCUGACACAAAUAGCGGUGGUUCUAAAUUUGGAAAAGGUAACCGAAAUACAAGAAUAUUGGGGAACCGAGAACUGUUCAUUCACGUGGAGACUUACACCUAAAGAGAUCAGACAGUUUUUACUAUUAAGGAAAGAUUUUCGAGCUGAAGAUAUUAAAAGACUGAAAUUGAUGUAAUACAUUGUUGCAUUUUAUUUUGUCUCAUUUCGUUGUUGUAAUUUGUUAAAUUUUAUUUAUUUAUUUAUUUUUCGCAAGAUGAAUAAUUUUGAAUAAAUGUUUUUUCAAAAUGAAA
Planococcus citri (citrus mealybug) is the source of this 2399-nucleotide messenger RNA. It is a transcript of the gene Cog4, whose product is annotated as conserved oligomeric Golgi complex subunit 4. The record is from RefSeq and is a predicted model, not a curated record. The transcript is spliced from 13 exons. Gene Ontology annotation, cellular component: COG complex. Lineage: Eukaryota; Metazoa; Arthropoda; Insecta; Hemiptera; Pseudococcidae. Bases 71 to 2284 code for a protein of 737 amino acids. Gene Ontology annotation, biological process: Golgi organization; retrograde vesicle-mediated transport, Golgi to endoplasmic reticulum.